GUCGGACGCGGCGCGCCGCGGAGCUCGCACGCGUGAUGCGCGCCAUCUAACGUAUUAUGUUCCUACCCGACCUUCCGCGAGCCUGCAUGGUGGACGACGUUGCAACCUACCUUCAAGCGCCCUCCUCGGGACAGGACGAAUUCCAUCCGUUCAUAGAGGCCCUGAUGCCUUUCGUUAAGUCCUUUUCAUAUACGUGGUUCAACUUGCAAGCGGCCAAGAGGAAAUAUUACAAAAAACACGAGAAACGGAUGAGUCUUGAGGAGGAACGGCAUACCAAAUAUGAGUUACAGAACGAAAAAGCGGAAGUAAAACAAAAGUGGGCGUCACGGCUGCUCGGGAAACUGCGCAAGGACAUCACGCAGGACUGCCGGGAGGACUUCGUGCUGAGCAUCACGGGCAAGAGACCGGCUGUGUGUGUGCUGUCGAACCCGGACCAGAAGGGCAAGAUGAGGCGGAUAGACUGCUUGCGGCAGGCGGACAAGGUGUGGCGUCUGGACCUAGUAAUGGUGAUUCUGUUCAAAGCGAUACCGCUAGAGAGCACAGACGGGGAGAGGCUGGAGAAGCACCCAGAGUGCACGCAGCCCGGUCUCUGCGUGAACCCCUACCACAUCAACGUGUCGGUCCGAGAACUGGACCUGUAUCUAGCCAACUUCAUCAAUAGCUAUGGUAAUGGGAGCGGUCUGCCAGAUAUUCUAAGCGGCUCCCUUUCGCCUCACCCCCCUAGGGAUAAAGAGAAUGAACAUGAGGCAAAAAAUAAAGGCUAUACCCACAAUCCGUACAAUGGUGUUAUAUGCAACGAUAUUAUUCUAGCGACCGGCGUCUUCUCGUCAAAGGAAUUAUGGAAAUUGUCAAAAGCAUCAAUCCUCCAAGAGACCGGUUCGGAGUCGCCGAGCGGUUCAGGCGGCGGCAUCAAACUGGAGUCGACAUACUACGGGUACAACAGCCCGGCGCCGCCCGCCUUCGAGCCGCCCGCGGAUAGAGGCACCCCAUCCACCAUGCUUGUUGGACAGUGCUUUAGUAUUCCGCACAGUUCUGCGAGUCUGAGCGCUGCGCAGGCGCCGCUAGUGCCUUCAAACACAAUAUUCUACCAACACGCACCACCUCCCACAGAUACACAUCCUACUUCAUCAGAAGCGCUAUCGAACCAACACUCGAGCAAGUACGACAGCACGCCGCAGGACUCGCUCGGCGACUUCGUCACGUUCGUGUGCCAGGAGCCGCCCACUGAUGUUCAGCAGUUACAAGUACACAGUUUAUCCAGGAGUCCAAAGCCAGCGUAUUUCAGCAGCUCGAUGUUACCCCCACCACCUUUACCACCCAUGGCCAGACCUGUCGCGAUAAUUAGAUCUACUGCGAGUGAGCUGGGCGCAGGCGUGGGCUCCCCGUCCCCCGAGGUGCGGUCCCCGAGCGGGUCCCCGCGGCGCCGCUCCCCGCACCCCUACCGCGAGUGUCAUCCCCCCAUCUCGCACUUCAACCACUUCCAUUCGCAGCCGCAGCAGGUGUUCAGCUACGGUUCGCUAGGCGGGGGUGCGGUAGUGUCCGGUGGUGGGGGCGGGUCCCCUCCCGGAGGGCUUGGCCUCUACGCGCCCAGACAGCCGCCUAGGGCUCCGCCAAGGUGGAACGCCCCAUUCCCAACAUUAGAAGAAGAAUUCAAUAUAAUGACAGCUCCGACGGGCACAGAUCACGUGGUGCUUCUAGAUGACGUCGGUAACUUUGUGUUCACAGAGCGUUUCUUCCACUCGAACGUGAUAACAUCAGACACGACGGCCAUGGACACGACCGGGAGCAACGUCCAGUCGGUGGUGGACACGGACGACAUCGCGCCGGACAAGGCGCCGGACCUGCGCUCGCCGUGAUGCUCGCAGGCGGGGGACGCGUCCGCCCCGGCCGACGGCUCGGCCGCGACUGUGCUCCGGUGGACCCCCGCGCCCCUCCCGCACUGGCGGCCCGUCCCGCACCGCGCCCUCUGAUUCGAAUUUCAAACGGAAUUCGAACAUCGAACAUUUUCAUUUUUGACAAUAAAAUUUAUUCGCUGUACAGAAUAAUUUUUUCUACGUAGUGUACAUAUUAUGUUGGCAUGUAGUUUAGUUCCGUGACUUUGUACAGACGUCACCUAUUUAUUUGUAACGCCAUCUAGUGGACUAUUUUAAUAACUGGUAAAUCUGUUAUGAAAGUUAUAAAAAACAAUUAUAUUCUAAUAUUUUUAUAGAAUAUGACGAAUAUGACGAAAGCCUUCCAGUAAUUUAGUGAAUAUUGAACGAUGCCGCUUCUAUCAUUGUUUCGCUGACCUGUAAGGCAGUUUGAUGCUUCCAAUAAUCGAUUGAAAGUGUGAUACGUUGUUUUCAUUUCGUUGUUUAAAAGAAUAGAUAAGUCUAAUGUUUUAUUGAGAUUUUUUUUAACUUAUUGAACGAUUUAUGAAAGACGAGCCUUGCUUAUGAAUUUAGUUUAGUUGUAUAUUUAGAAAUGGUUGUCAAUUUUUGAUCGUUUGUCAAUCCGAUGACCUGGGAGGAGGUUUGCAGUGUACCUCUAGAGCGGUAGCUGUGUGACUUUAUAAUAAAUUAGGGAAUGUUAAUUGCUUGUUAGUUGUAAUAAAAUGGUUGUUUUCGGAUUGAUGACGAUAAGAAGUUGCUUCUGGUAGAUCGACGUGUGUCGAGGGACAUAUAGGUGCCUUUCGUAAAGUAUGAUAACUUUAUUAUAGGACUUAUAAUUGUAGUGUUCAUCAAUCCAUCCGAUUAUUGUUUGUGUAGGGAUGUUUUGUGAGCGGAGUGUUGGGUUUGUCGUACUAGAGAACAAAAAAAAAACUAUACCUAAGCGAUUUUAAGACAUUAAAAACCGUAUAAUACGAGUUUAGUUUGUAUCCUUUUUUUGUCUCUUAUUGAAAUUACAUUAUGUUAUUUGAAUAUUUGCUGUGUUCCAGUUUUUUCUAUCUUAUAAAUUAUACAUACAAUAUGGCAUACCCAACAUUUCUAAACGCAAAACACCGUUAGAGCUUUUUAUACUUACUUUCGAAAAAAAUAUUUUCAAUUUAUCAUCGCAAUCCCGUGGCCAUACGAAAGAAGCUAGUCAUUAGAUUAACAAUGUAAAUUAAUACUUAAAUUAAAGAAAAUAUUUACAUUUAUAGAGACCCCCUUACAUUUAUUAGUAAGGGGUAACUGUGGCCAAAUUACAUGAUAAAGUAUAAAUAUAUAUACACAGUUUCAUAGAAUAAGGAUGCGUUGGCAGAAUUCAGUAGUGUGUUUAAUCAAGUGGUGUGCCUUCGAUUUGAAUUAAAAAAAGAACAAUAAAAAAAUUGAAUCGUCAUAUUUUUGAAAUUCGAAUUAAUUUUUUUAGCUUCGCUUGAUCGGUCUGUAAUCUACAGAUAAAAAAUAGUGGUUAUUCUAACCCGUCAAAAUUAGCGCGAAAAAAGGAAUGUGCAAAGAAAAAUUUACGAUAGACUCACUCAAUACUAUAACACAAAUUAUAGCGCCAGAACUUGAUGAAAAUAAGAGUUUUUAAAAUUGUAAGCGUAGUCUUCAUACAACAGCGAGAGAAUAUAUUUAAUGAAAUGAUUCGUAAAAUAAUAAAUCUUUCUCAUACUUGACAAGGCACGCUACCUGAUUUUUCAGUCAUAUGGUUUUGAUGUCAACUAUUAGGUUCCUAAAAUUUUUAUAUGUGUCUUUUAUUUGCACGCCAAUUUCCGCUAAGACUACAUACACACAGUGCUUGCAAAAUUAAUUUUUCUACAGACUAAAAAUAAAAAUUUGACUCAUGAACUAUUUGUGAUAGUAUACUCGACUCGACUAAUAUUGAAUUGGCGUGUAAAUAAAGGAUUAUAUAAUCCGUUAGGUGCCAUGUAUACAGGCUGAUGCCAUUUACGUUCUGAGAUUUUUAUUCGGUUGCCCUUUUAUAAUUAGUAUAGUAUAGAUACAUAGCAAUAAUCGAAAAGCAAUAAAUUAUUAUUACGAAUCAGCUUUAGUUAAGCUAGAAAUUGAUACUGACGUAGUUCAAUGGUAUUUGACACGCAAUAUUUUUUCUAUAGAGAGGGAACUGAGUUCCGUGUUUAAGCAGUUUGGUACAAUUUAUAUGUAGCUGUUCACAGACUAUAGAUUAUAUACUAUACUACAGCUAUAUUAGUUCAUCUAGGGAGCGAAGAAUUAGUCAAUUGCUAGCUAUAGACAUUAGAGAUUAUACCAGAAAAUUUAAUAGUGACGUCACGUAAGGCUUAACGUUCGUUCGGGUUACCACCACAAUUUCGUCGUGUUAUAAUCGGAGAGGCUAACAUUGGAGUGAAGUCUGUUUGUGACGAAUUUAAACGCUCAUUGGUGCCGAAUAUUCUAGACUGUGAUUAAAAUUGUUCAUUCUGGACGUGUCUUAUAUUGAAAUAGUUGUUUUGUAUGAUUGGCUACGACGCUCGCUAGAGCCACGGCGGAAGGAUAGAUUUAACAGAACGAUACAUGUUGUAUGAAAUGCAUUUGUUUAUGACAAAGGGAUGCGUAAGGGAAUCAGAGAGAUGUUAACUUUUUUAUUGACAGUGUCUGUAGAUUCAGUAGUAUUUUAUUAAUAGCUUUGCAAUAGCGUGUGCGUGUGACAAACGUCAUGCGGCAAGCGUGCGUUUGUGACGGCUCGUGUGGAUUCGGAAACGAUGCGUUUGUCACAGCACAGACUUGUUCUAAUUUUUAAUUAGCACCAUUGUUACGAUAUGGAGUAAUAAUUGAAAGCCUAAACAUUAUGUGCCUUAGAUACAACAAUAUUGUAUAUUUAUGAUGCGUUCUAUACAACGUGCUAACUAGAAAUAAAUAAUUAACGUUAUUUUGAAAGCCUGAAACUUGUACAUUCAUUAUUAGAGUUCAUUUCUGCGAAGGCUUAAGAAUCUACCAAUUUCGUAUUACCUGUGCUGAUUUGUGACUUACUGUCCGAUUGUUUCUCGUUUGAUUUCUCUCCUCGAUUAUACGAAAGUUCCACUGUUUGACAUUGUGUACUGGGCACCCAGCAGUCUGGAAUUUUAUUUCGAAUCCAGAGUUGAAAACCUCGUCUUAAUAUUAUCUUACGAUUAAGUAACGCUUCUACGCGUAGUUUCGCUGAUUAAUAAAUACUUCUAAUAUAUUCUAUAAUUUUAGUACUUACCUACAUUGUACCCAUUUACCAGUGUAUAUUUUACUGACGUGUAUAUCUUAAUCUAUGCGACUUCGAUUAGGCUCGCUUUUAUUUCGACUAGACCCUCUACCUUUUAAUUCCCGCGAUGCUUUUUUACAUUAUUAUCAAUUGACGCUCGUGUUUCGAGCACGUUCAUUUCUAACAAAUAUAUUUAUAAAGAAACAAAAAUCCGUCUUUAUAAGUUUUGGAUUUCUGAAAUUAAAUAACAUACAUACGUAAAUAAAGAUUAAUUAAGGAUAAUUAACCGUUAGAGAAAUACUCCUAGUUAUGAAUUUUGUUAGUUUGUCAAUUUAAUCGUGCAAUUAUGAAUUGUGUAGCGAAUUUAUUAAUUAUUUUUUAAGUGUACCGUUGUGUCAGUCACAAUUUCUUUCGUCUGUAAAUAUAUUUUGGAGUGUAUUUAUAAUUUUCAUUUGUAAAAUUAAAAGUAGAGAAUUAAGAUUAUCAUUUGUUUGUCCUUACCAUUAUUUUUAGAUGUUUUAUUGAUUAUUUUUAUGUUUUUUUCAUACUUGUGUUAAUUACCGUGCAUGUUAAAUCAAAUGACUUAUUCCAAAGUGAAUUGAAGGAAACUAAGAACACCAAAACGUUUAUAAUUUAUAAGUUGUUUGAUUUUCAUGUGAAUUAAACUAAGGAUAGACUUGUAAAAAUGUUAUAACAUGUAUUUUUAACCUAUACAUAGUAAGAUAUUUAUAGAAUUUUAGUCGUUUAAUUAUUUCGAACGACUUGUUAUAAAGAAAAUUGGUGCUUAAAGCUUAAAACAAAUAUGAAAGGCACAUUCGUGCUGUGUGUGUAUUGUCAGGAGGUGGAGCAUUUUGACAUAGCAUGCGUUGUUAUGCCCGUAUAUUGCGCUAAGUUGUUUAUAUAAUAAGCUAUACAUUUUUAUUUAACAAAAUACCUUUAUUUAUUAAGUUUCAUAAUUACAUAAACAAACAUAAUACACAAAAUGUAUCUUUGUUUAUUUUACGUAUUUCAAACAAAAAAUAAUGUACAUAUUAUUUAACGCUUUUAUAACAACGCCAUCUAGUGGUAGAAGAAACUAACUCUUGACGCCUUUACAAGGUUACGUCGCACAAAAAUUGCACAAAAUAUAAGUUUUUUAAAUGCCUUUUUAAUACAAUUAAUUAAACAGUUUGGCGCAGAUAUACGAGCAAUUAUAAUAAUGUAGGUAAACUUUGCUCAAUAUCUAUGAAAACUGAAAAGUGUUACAGUUGAUGCAAUACAAACAAACAAACAAUUA
Colias croceus (clouded yellow) is the source of this 6367-nucleotide messenger RNA. It is a transcript of the gene NfI, whose product is annotated as nuclear factor 1 B-type. NCBI's taxonomy places the organism in Eukaryota, Metazoa, Arthropoda, Insecta, Lepidoptera, Pieridae. Bases 57 to 1856 code for a protein of 599 amino acids. Gene Ontology annotation, molecular function: RNA polymerase II cis-regulatory region sequence-specific DNA binding; DNA-binding transcription factor activity, RNA polymerase II-specific. Gene Ontology annotation, cellular component: nucleus. Gene Ontology annotation, biological process: regulation of transcription by RNA polymerase II. The record is from RefSeq and is a predicted model, not a curated record. The transcript is spliced from 14 exons.